Talaromyces atroroseus is the source of this 3852-nucleotide messenger RNA. RefSeq lists its product as hypothetical. Gene Ontology annotation, molecular function: histone acetyltransferase activity. The transcript has 10 exons. The record is from RefSeq and is a predicted model, not a curated record. The coding region runs from base 1 to 3852 and encodes 1283 amino acids. Lineage: Eukaryota; Fungi; Ascomycota; Eurotiomycetes; Eurotiales; Trichocomaceae. Gene Ontology annotation, cellular component: spliceosomal complex; Prp19 complex. Gene Ontology annotation, biological process: regulation of DNA-templated transcription; mRNA splicing, via spliceosome.
AUGCCUGUGGUCAAGGGUGGUGUUUGGACUAAUAUAGAGGAUGAAGUUCUUCGCGCAGCUGUGUCGAAGUAUGGACUCAACCAGUGGGCGCGUGUCUCAUCGUUACUUGCGCGUAAAACACCGAAACAAUGCAAAGCAAGAUGGGUAGAAUGGCUGGAUCCUGGUAUUCGCAAAAUCGAAUGGUCAAGGGAGGAGGACGAAAAGCUGCUUCACUUGGCAAAGCUAAUGCCCACCCAGUGGCGCACCAUCGCACCAAUUGUUGGAAGGACCGCGACACAAUGCCUCGAGAGAUAUCAGAAACUUCUUGACGAGGCUGAGGCACGUGAAAAUGAUGAAUUAGGCCUUGGUGGCCCUGGAGGAGAGGCACAUGCGCCUAGUGCUGAUGACGUUAGACGGCUGAGACCGGGCGAGCUUGAUCCCGAUCCCGAGUCGAAACCUGCCCGACCUGAUACGAUCGAUAUGGAUGAAGAUGAAAAGGAAAUGCUCAGCGAAGCUCGUGCUCGCCUGGCCAACACUCAAGGUAAAAAGGCGAAGCGCAAGGCUCGAGAGCGUCAACUUGAAGAAUCCCGUCGACUAGCUGUCCUACAAAAGCGCCGGGAACUCAAAAACUCCGGUAUCAAUAUCAAAGUUGUUACUACCAAGAAAGGUCAGAUGGAUUACAACGCCGACAUUCCUUUUGAAAAAGCACCUGCUCCAGGUUUCUACGACACGGCCGAGGAGCAAGUCCGAAACGAGAGGCAACGUGAGCUGUUUGAUCCGCGGAAACAGCAACUAGCGAACAAACGCAAAGGCGAUCAAGAUGAAGAUGUUGAGCGUAAAAAGAGGAAAAACGACAAGAAUCAGGCUACAUCAGCUGCGGCUGCCCAGGCUGGUCGCAUGCAAAAGAUACGAGAAGCUGAACAACUCAGCAAACGCCGUGGUCUUAAUUUACCCGCCCCCCAAGUAAGUGAGAGCGAAUUAGAAGAUAUCAUCAAAAUGGGCAUGGCUGGAGACAAGGCUGCGAAGUUGGCCGGUGAAGAAGAAGGCACUAGGGGCUUGAUUGGCAAUUACGCCGCCAUGACUGGAGCGACUCCCAUCCGGACUCCUCGAGCUCCUCCUCAAGAAGAUCAUAUUGCGAACGAGAUUCGCAACAUCAGAGCACUAACCGAAACUCAAUCGUCUCUUUUGGGUGGGGAAAACACACCACUUCAUGAAGGGGGAGCUUCCACUGGAUUUGAUGGCAUUGCCCCUCGGCGACAAGAAAUUGUCACACCGAAUCCAAUGGCUACGCCCUUCCGGCAUGGUGCAAAUGGUAUUGGUGCCACACCUAUGCGAGGUGGUAUCGGCCCCGGAGCGACACCGUUACGCACACCAAGGGAUCAGUUUUCUCUCAAUAUCGAAGAUGGGAGUCAACUUAUCGGCAGCACACCCCGGGAAGUGAAAAUGCGCGAGAACUUUAUACGUCAACAGCUUCAUGGCAAGCUUGCUUCCCUUCCAGAACCGAAAGAAACAGAAUGGGAACUGGAAGAGCUUCCAUCAGAGUCUCAAGAACCGGUAACUGGCGGCUACGGGCUCGAAGAGGAUGCUGAAGAACGUGAUCAACGCGAAGCACAGAUCCGUAAGAAAGCAGCCGAAGCAAAAUUUAGACGCCAGACACAGGUAUACCAACGAUCUUUGCCGCGUCCUAGCGUAGUCGAUCUGACUGCACUUUUAAAACAAGUUUCGCAUAUCACCGACCCGAUUGAGAAGCUUAUUGCCAGUGAAGCUACGAAACUCAUUGCUCACGACGCGAGGAAGCAUCCAAUCCCGGGUAGCAAGAUUAAUGGCAAGCCUCCAAAUCUCGACAAGAUUGAUGACAAGUGGCUUGAAUCUGCGCGUGCUGAAAUUUUAAAUGCCAUUGCUUCUACGGAUGUCCAAUCUCAAUGGCAGGCUGACUUUGAUGCAUCCUGGAGUUCAACACAUGAAAACUCACUACCUGGUCUCGCUAUUUAUGAUGACGAUAAUGAUGCAUUCCGGCAAGAGCAGCACAUGAUCAAUUCUUUCGACAACGUUCAAAAUGCUCUUAUGGCAACCGCAGAGCAGGACAACAAACUGGAAAAGAAGCUUGCUUUGCACUUUGGCGGAUAUCAAGCGCGGGCGAAAACUCUCCGAGGCAAGAUAGUAGAAGCGAGCUCUGCUCUUGAAAAGGCCAGGUUCGAUUUGGAUACAUUCCGUACACUGCAGAUUGGAGAGGAUGCGGCACUCCGCAAUCGACUCGAGCAGCUACGUGAUGAAGUCACCUUGGUAACUCGCAGGGAACGUGAAGCUCAAGAUCUAUAUAAAACUCGGAAGGAAGAGCUUGAUGGACUGGUGGAAGACAAAAUGGUCGCGCGAGAGGAUGCUGGAACACCCGAUCCGGUGGAAAAAGGGUUCGCCACCCUCAAUACUCUCAGGAUCGGUGUGAAGGCCAUGGUCGAAAAGGAUGGCCGCCAUAGAAAAGCUGAGAUUCUGUCUAUGAGACAGCGGAAAGAUGCUCCUUACUUCUAUGUACACUAUGUUGAUUUCAACAAACGUUUGGAUGAAUGGAUUCCGGCGGCUCGCAUUGAUCUGUCGCAAGAAGUUGAGUGGCCUGCACCAGAGAAGCCAGAGAAGAAAAAGACCGCAGGUGCGACACAAAAGGUUCCCAGCAAAGCUGCGAGUCAGAAACGUGCCAGGGCGGAUAGUCGAGACGUGUCUUCGACGCCAGACUUACUCACCGGCAAAAAUGUAAAUGUCAGCAAGGCCAUACGUCCCUCAAAGGCUGGUGGGAAAGAGAACCGCGCCGAAGAGACACCGUUGAAUAUAUCAGUCACUGGCUCCGAAGCAGUCUCCACGGAUGGCACACCAAAGGCAGAUUCUGAAGAUGUCGAUAUGGUUGAUGCCAAGCUUGAACCCCAGGAGAAGAUGCUAGGUGAUAUGACACGUGAAGAAGAGAUUGAGAAACUGCGAACAAGUGGAAGUAUGACCCAGAACCCGACCGAGAUACAUCGGGUUCGGAACUUGACUCGGCUCCAAAUGGGCAAGCAUGAGAUGGAACCGUGGUAUUUCUCGCCAUAUCCAGAGUCCUUUCAAGACGCCGAUAUUGUCUACAUUGAUGAGUUUUGCCUGAGUUACUUCGACGAUCAGCGGGCAUUUGAAAGACAUAGGGCAAAAUGCACCCUUGUUCACCCACCAGGAAAUGAGAUUUACCGGGACGAUUAUAUAUCCUUCUUCGAAGUGGACGGCCGGCGGCAACGCACAUGGUGUCGAAAUCUGUGCUUGCUGAGCAAGUUGUUUCUCGAUCACAAAACUCUCUAUUACGACGUGGAUCCUUUCCUGUUUUACUGCAUGUGCACUCGAGACGAGACAGGCUGUCAUCUCACAGGCUAUUUUUCAAAGGAAAAAGACUCUGCUGAAGGAUACAAUCUGGCUUGUAUCUUGACGCUGCCGCAGUACCAACGCCGAGGUUUCGGACGUCUUCUCAUUCAGUUCAGUUACGAGCUUAGCAAGCGAGAGGGAAAGCUUGGAUCUCCAGAAAAACCACUAAGUGACCUUGGUCUUUUGAGUUAUCGUCAGUAUUGGAGGGAAGUCCUCGUGGAAUUAUUGGUGGAACCUGGCCGCGAAGCAAUAAGCGAGUUUGAUCUGGCAACCUUGACUGCCAUGACAGAAAAGGACGUGCAUGAGACACUGCUUGUUCUCAAUAUGCUACGAUAUCAUAAGGGAAACUGGCUCAUAGUCCUACCGGACGCAAUCAUCGAGCAACACAAUAAAAGAUUAGAAAAAGAAAAGAUCAAGGGUGUUAAAAAGAUUGAUCCCACACGGUUACAGUGGAAGCCACCUGUAUUCACAGCUUCCAGCCGGACCUGGAAUUGGUGA